Messenger RNA from Salmo salar (Atlantic salmon), 3202 nucleotides. RefSeq names its product arf-GAP with dual PH domain-containing protein 2. Gene Ontology annotation, molecular function: phosphatidylinositol bisphosphate binding; GTPase activator activity; phosphatidylinositol-3,4,5-trisphosphate binding. NCBI's taxonomy places the organism in Eukaryota, Metazoa, Chordata, Actinopteri, Salmoniformes, Salmonidae. The record is from RefSeq and is a predicted model, not a curated record. Gene Ontology annotation, biological process: heart development; positive regulation of GTPase activity. Gene Ontology annotation, cellular component: intracellular membrane-bounded organelle; plasma membrane; cytoplasm.
UGCCCUGCAAGAAUAGAGGCGAAACACACAAUAGGUGGCGGGUAUAAUUUGUGAUACGUUCCAACAGGAAUCUGUUCCAAAAACUUCGUAAAGUACAAGGUUUCCAACAAACAACGCAUACAAAGUAGCAUGAUCAAUUCACCUCGCUAACUAGCUGCCGAAUGGGCAUCAACUCACAUGAAUUAAUAAUUAAAUAGCCACUCCCUACCUGGUAUCAACUUUGUUUGCGUUGUUUUGUCGCCAACUUUGUUUUUGGAACAGUUUCAUGUUGGAACGUUCCACAAAUUACACCCACCCGCUAACAAAUAGCACCUGAAAAAAAUAUAAUUAAGAAGUUACGAGAAAAUAAACGGCUUGAAUAAAACAUUUGUGCAUACCUCUCCGGGCGAUUAAAGACCCAAAUCGCAUUGCAACCCACAAUGUAAUCGUGGUUUUACAGGUAAUGCAUUCAAACUUUUGCCCUUUAGUUGUUCGCCGAACUCACGCCGAUGCAGAAACAAGGAUCAUGCAUACUUGGUUCCGAGGCACUUUAUGUCCCCCUCUCUAGGUUCUUUAAGCUGCAUUUGAAAUCUGACGUUCAUCUCAAGUGCAAACUGUCUUCGUUUUUAUUAAGAUAUUUUAUUUAUUUAUAUUUCAAUAUGAAUAUGAAUUAACUUUGGUGACAUUGUCAAGACAUUAUAUAUUAUCUCGAUAUAUCUUGUGGGAAUAUAUACCAUACAAUCAAUUACAGUUGUUUUUCUUAGAUAUUACUAUUCUUUCAGGCCUACUUGUCCGUUUAUAAAUUAUGCGUAAUAUAUGGCAAUGCUUUUUUCACUUCCCCUGCUCAUUGUUAUUUGAAUAGUGAGUGUUUGUGUGGAGAACAAUAAAUGUCAUGUUGCUAUGCCAGUGAGAAAGGGAAACGUCGGCCUGUGAGCGCGGUCAAGUGCAACAACUAAGAGAAAAAUGUCCUGACAGCUGUUAUAGAAGUAAUACAUUUGAAGUGAAUGAAAAGGCAUGGACUUAAGUAAAAUAAACAAUUCGUUUGUUGGGACUUGAUUGACGCAGAAGAAUAGCCGAUUUAAUUAUGGCAAGUCCGGAGAGAAAUAAGAAGAUUCUGCUUGAUAUGGUGAAACAGCCCAGCAACGACUAUUGUGCCGACUGUGGGGCCCCUGAGCCAGACUGGGCCUCAUACAAACUUGGUGUGUUUGUAUGUGUGAACUGUUCGGGGACACAUCGGGACUUGCCUGCCAUCAGCCGGAUAAAGUCCAUACGUUUGGAUUUCUGGGAUGAUUCCUUAGUAGAGUUUAUGAAGACAAGGGGUAACGCUGCAGCCAAUGCGUUCUAUGAGAAGUGUGUUCCGCCCUUCUACUACCGGCCACAGGAGAAGGACUGUGUUGUUCUUAAAGAUCAGUGGAUACGUGCUAAGUAUGAGAGGAGAGAAUUCACAGGAGAGAAUAACUCCCUCCCUUAUAGUUCAGGACUUUACGAAGGAAUUCUAUGGAAGAAAGGCAAGGACAACAAGCAGUUCCUGAAAAGGAGAUUCCUGCUCUCUGAAACGGACUUCACCUUGAGAUACUUCACCAAGGAGGAUUCCAAGAAGCCCAAAGCAGUCAUCUCUAUGAAGGACCUCAAUGCCGUGUUCCAGCCGGAAAAGAUAGGCCACGCCCACGGGCUGCAAAUCUCCUACCUGGAGGAAGAACGGACCAGAAACCUGUUUGUUUACCAUGACAACAGCCAGGAAAUUGUGUCCUGUUUCAAUGCGAUACGGGCCACCCGGUUUGCUUACCUCAAGAAAGUCGACCCUAAUGCCAAGGACAGUGACCUUGUACCUUUGAUAACCAGAAGUAGCAUUAAAGAAGGCUACAUGGAGAAAACCGGCCCAACGCAAUGGGAGCCAUUCAAGAAGAGAUGGUUCAUCUUAAACUUAACGGACAGAAAGCUGUCCUACUUCAAAACUUCACUGGAUGCCUUGGAACUGGGAGCUGUCUUCAUCGGCACAGAGGGCCAUGGCUACUCUGUGAGGGAGGGCCAGUCUAAGGGGAGCCGCAGUGGCAGGUGGAGGUUCGCGGUCACCUUGGAGACGCCAGACAGGCAGUUUGUCUUCCUGUGUGACCAGGAGCAGGACCAGAGGGAGUGGAUAGAAGCCUUCAAACUAGUAAUCUCCCAGCCUAUGCUACCACAGCACUACAACACUGAGGCAAACAUGAGAAGGAUGAAAAAAUGAAUGGUGUAAAAACCUGAGGAAAGGAAAACACGAUUUACAGGAAGAAAUGGCAAUGUGUGGGGCUGGCUGCCUGUUUCAGAGAGCCUACCAGUGGCAGGGUGGAGGCUUCUCACAACAGGUGAUCAAUGAACUCUUCAAUGGAGUCAUGUUUAUCGGAAAAUGAGGAGAGGCUAAAUGAACUCAGGCUAAAGAGGCUAAACGAACUGAAGAGCUGCCAAUGUGGACCAGCACUGGUAAUCAUUGCAAAUCACCAUUAUCCAGGGCACCUUGCAAACCAGUGACAGGACUGCCUAUUAUGAGAUGGGAACUGAUGGCAUUGUCGGGGACAUUGGGAAUGUAAUAUAUACUUUCUAUUAACUAAUGUGUAUAAACACUGUGUAUAAAACGUUAAGGACACCUGCUCUUUCCUUGACAUAGACUGACCAGGUGAAAGCUAUGAUCCCUCAUUGAUGUCACUUGUUAAAUCCACUUCAAUCAGUGUCGAUGAAGGGGAGGAGACAAGUUAAACAAGGAUUUGUAAGCCAAUGGAGACAUGGAUUGUGUAUGUGUGCCAUUCAGAGGGUGAAUGGGUAAGACAGAAUAUUGAAGUGCCUUUGAACAGGAUAUGGUAGUAGGUGCCAGGCACACCAGUUUGUGUCAAGAACUGCAACGCUGCUGGGUUUUUCAUGCUCAAUAGUUUUACGUGUGUAUCAAGAAUGGUCCACCACCCAAAGGACAUCCAGCCAACUUGACACAACUGUGGGAAGUCAACAUGGGCCAUGUUGGGCCUGCAUCCCUGAUACCUUGUAGAGGCCAAGACCCGAUGAAUUGAGGCUGUUCUGAGGGGUGUUCCUAAUAUUUUGUACACUCAUUGUAAAUAGAAAGCGAGAGAGUGCGAUACAAUACUUUAAUGUAUCUAGUAGAGUUUGUUUUAAGUAUAACACAGUUAUUUUAUAAUACAGUGAUUUAUUAUCUUUGUGUUGAUUGCAGCCUACUGUUAUUUAAAUUAUUUUAUAUGUC